Molecule: messenger RNA, 102 nt
Organism: Rotaria sp. Silwood2
Lineage: Eukaryota; Metazoa; Rotifera; Eurotatoria; Philodinida; Philodinidae
Source: the annotation of a GenBank genome assembly
GGUGGUUCUGUUAUACAAGGUAUUGAAUGGCGUGAUGAAGUCAAUCAAUACUGGGCUAACUGUGAUAUACGUAAAGGUGGUGCACCUGAUGGAAUAUCUUAA